Messenger RNA from Spirometra erinaceieuropaei, 1614 nucleotides. NCBI's taxonomy places the organism in Eukaryota, Metazoa, Platyhelminthes, Cestoda, Diphyllobothriidea, Diphyllobothriidae. The record is from the annotation of a GenBank genome assembly.
AUGACUUGCGAACUGGCGCGCUAUAAGGUGGACAUAUCUGCACCCAGCGAGACCCGAUUCUUCGAAUUAGAGGAGGUGGGUACCGGCUACACCUUCUUCUGCAGCAUCCGUCUCAGGCCAGAGCGAGGAGACGCGGGCGUCGCCUAUGCCAUCCGGAACGACAUCGUGGGACGACCGCCCUGUCUGUCGCAGGGCAUCAACGACCAACUGAGGGGUCUUCACCUGCCACUUCGGCGGGGCGAAUUCGACACCACCAUCAGCGCCUACGCUCCCUCGAGGACCAGUUCUGACGCCGCAAAAGACCAAUUCUACGAAGACCUAAACGCUCUCCUGGGGACUGUGUCGAAAGCGGACAAGUUGAUUGUGCUUGGCGACUUCAACUCCCGCGUCAGCACGGACCAUACUGCCUGGAGAGGAGUGCUAGGUUCCCAUGGUCUCAAUGGCUCUAAUGACAAUGGCCGAUUCCUUCUACGAACCUUCACAGAACAACGCCUGAUCCUGACCGACACCCACCUUCGCCUCCCGAUGCGAGAGAAGGCCACCUGGAUGCACCCUUGGUCGCGGCGCUGGCACCUCGUUCAGAGACGAGGUCAGCGGGACGUUCGGGUAACAAAUGCGAUUCCUGGUGCCAACGGCUGGACCGACCAUCGCCUCGUUAUCUCGAAGGUGUGUAUUCGCCUACAUCGCCGCCGGAAACCCCAAGGUAAGAGACCCCCAGGUAAGUUGAAUAUUACCUGGUUGUCUUUGCCUGCUCACCGCCUUCAUUUCAGCAAUGGGCUAGCUCAACGGCUAGACAACCUUCCACUCGCCGCCGGUAUUGUCGAUGCGGACAAGAAUGCCUCCGUGGAAAAACGAUGGUGUCGACUGCGGGACACAGUCCAGUCGUCGGUCCUGGCUGUCCCCGGUCACGCACGACGCCAGCAUCAGGAUUGGUUUGAUGACAACGACGCCACCAUCAGAAAUCUGCUCGCCGAGAAGAACCGCCUACACAAAGCCUACGUAGACCACCCCACUGACGACAACAGAGCUGCUUUCUACCGCAGUCGUCGCCUCCUGAAACAGCGACUGCUCGAGAUGCAAGACGUCUGGACGACUCGUAAGGCCGAGGAGAUCCAAGGGUAUGCAGAUCGCAAUGAAAGGAAGGAAUUCUUUGCCGCGAUGAAGUCUGUCUACGGUCCCACAGCCAAAGGAACUGCUCCUCUCCUCAGCGCCGAUGGCAGUACCUUACUCGUCGAGAAGACACAAAUUCUACAGCGGUGGGCCGAACACUUCCGAGGCGUCGUCAACCGCCCUUCCACCACCUCCGAUGCCUCCAUCGGCCGCUUGCCGCAAGUGGAGACCAACGCGGACCUCGACCUCCCGCCAUCUCUCCAGCAAACCAGCAGGACCGUGCAGCAGCUCUCCAGCGGGAAAGCACCCGGAUCGGACGCGAACCCUGCUGAGGUCUGCAAGCACGGCGGUCCCCAACUAAUGGACCACCUGACUACGCUCUUCCAGGAGAUGUGGCGUCAAGGCAAAGUCCGGCAGAAUUCAAAGACGAAAUCAUCGUGCAUCUAUACAAUCGAAACGGAAACCGCCGCCUCUGCGUCAGUCACCAAGGCAUCUAGCCGCUGA